AUGUCCCGACCUUCUGCGAAAUGGACCGAUCUGUCCCCUGCUCUAAGUGCUCCAGUGCUCGAAGUUAUCGAUAGUCUUGGAUUUAAGAAAAUGACGCCAGUUCAGGCCGCAUCGAUUCCUUUGUUUAUGUCCUACAAAGAUGUUGCUGCAGAAGCUGUAACAGGAUCAGGGAAAACUUUGGCUUUCCUCGUCCCAUUGCUCGAGCUACUAUUGAAACGACAACAGAAUGAGCCAUGGAAAAAACAUGAAAUCGGAGCCGUUAUCGUUUCACCGACGCGCGAAUUAGCCUCCCAAAUCCAUGACGUAUUAUCCGAGUUUUUAACUCACAAACAUUUUAGUUGUUUUCGACAGAAAACGCUGAUUGGAGGGAACUCUGUUGAAGAAGAUGUUGCAUCGAUCGUGAAGGAAGGGGCCAACAUAAUAAUAGCUACACCAGGUCGGCUUCAAGAUCUGUUUGAACGGAAGGGCGAUCUUAAACUUGCAGCGAAAGUGAAAAACUUGGAGUUGCUUGUGCUUGACGAAGCGGACCGCUUGCUAGAUAUGGGGUUUGAAGCAACAAUCAACACCAUUUUAGCAUACCUUCCAAGACAACGUCGCACCGGAUUAUUUUCUGCAACCCAGACAAAGGAAGUGAAAGAUUUAAUGCGAGCAGGUCUCCGCAACCCAGUGUUGGUUAGUGUUCGAGAGAAAGCUACCUCUAGCACACCAAAAUUGUUGCAAAAUUAUUAUAUUAUAGUUGAACCAGAUAAGAAAUUAGUUGCUUUGUUGGAGUUCAUCCGCGAGCGAAAUAUAAAGAAAGCUAUGAUUUUCUUUCCCACGUGUGCAUGCGUUGAGUAUUGGUCCAUUGCCAUGACAGACCUUGCUGUAUCUACACAGGUGUUGGCAUUACACGGGAAAAUGAAAUCUCAGCGAAAUCAAAUUCUGAGAACAUUUCGAGAUGCAGACAAUGCACUGUUACUAUGUACUGACUUACUCGCUCGCGGUGUUGAUAUCCCAGAAGUUGACUGGGUUCUUCAGUGGGAUCCUCCAUCCAACGCGGCCGCAUUUGUGCAUCGAGUAGGACGUACUGCACGCCAAGGAUGCGAAGGAAAUGCCCUUAUCAUGCUGUUACCCACCGAGGAUGCGUAUGUAAACUUUUUAGAACGUAAUCAAAAGGUUUCGUUGAAGCAGAUAUCUCUUGAGAUUAACGAGCAUAAUCUAUCGGAAACAUUGAAAACGUUGCACCACCUACAGGUCAAAGAUCGUGCUACGUUCGAUAAAGCGAACAGAGCCUUUGUGUCGCAUAUUCAGGCAUAUAGUAAACAUGAAUGUAAUUUGAUCCUACGUGUAAAAGAUCUUGAUCUGGGUAAAAUGGCAACUUGUUACGGACUGCUGCAACUUCCUCGCAUGCCCGAGAUGAAACAACAUUUCAAGGAGACAUUUCGCGGUCCUGAGAACGCAGUGGACGUGUGGAAGCUUUCCUACAAAGAUAAACAGAAGCAAGCAUCAUUCCAGGAAAAGAUGAAAAUCUACGCUGAAACCGGCGAAUGGAAAGGGAAGAAGAAAAUUAUACGGAAGAAAUCUAUACCCUGGGAAAUGGCUAAUAAAGCCCGAGAUGAAAAAAAAGAAAACCGUAAAAAACGAAAAGAAAUCAAGCAAAAACGGAAACUCGCAAACGAGGCUGGAGAAGCUAUGCCGAUAAAGAAGAAACGAAACAAAUUCUCGCAGGAAGAUCUCGAAGAACUUGCGAAUGAUAUUCGUUUGCUGAAAAAGGUUAAAAAAAAGAAAAUAACCGAAGAAGAGUAUGAUGAUGAGAUGGGUUUAGAGGAUGAUAAAAUGGAAGAAUCAGAUUAAUUUGGAACCACGUGGGCGACAGUUUAAAGCUAAAUAUAACUUCUAUUCAAUGAAAUCAUAUAAAAAUUGUUCACAUUAUAGCGCUUAACAUUUAUCUCUAUUAUUUGUGGUGAAA
This is a messenger RNA of Anopheles nili, 1948 nucleotides long. RefSeq names its product probable ATP-dependent RNA helicase DDX55 homolog. The transcript is spliced from 2 exons. The record is from RefSeq and is a predicted model, not a curated record. The coding region runs from base 1 to 1833 and encodes 610 amino acids. Lineage: Eukaryota; Metazoa; Arthropoda; Insecta; Diptera; Culicidae. Gene Ontology annotation, molecular function: ATP binding; RNA helicase activity; nucleic acid binding. Gene Ontology annotation, cellular component: nucleolus.